UCGUUACGUCAGGAGGCGUCAAGCAGCGUGUGGUCAGUUGACUCUUCCCGGCCGGAGCUGGGCAACAGAUGUGAUCAUGGCGACAAAUUUACAAAGAAGCAUCGUUGCUCAAACUAAGAAACACACUGCGAGUGUGAUUUUCCUUCACGGCUCAGGUGAUACCGGGCAAGGUAUAAGAGAAUGGAUAAAAGAUGUACUGAAACAAGAUCUGAUUUUUCAACACAUACGUGUAAUUUAUCCAACAGCAUCUUUAAGAGCAUAUACACCUAUGAAUGGAACCCUGUCAAACGUGUGGUUUGACAGGUACAAAAUUUCCAAUAACUGUCCGGAACAUCUUGAAUCGAUGGAUUCAAUGUGCCAUACACUGGGUAGGUUGGUGGAUGAAGAGGUCAAAGCUGGAGUUGCAAAGGACAGAUUAAUCUUAGGGGGAUUUUCAAUGGGAGGGACUAUGGCUAUGCACUUAGCCUACAGAUUUCAUCAACAAGUAGCAGGAGUGUUUGCUUUAUCCAGUUUCUUGAAUAAAGAUUCUGUUGUCUACCAGGCUGUCCAGAAUACUAAAACCUCAAUGCCUGAAUUGUUCCAGUGUCAUGGAAAGAAUGACCAACUAGUUUUGUAUGAGUGGGGUAAAGAGAGCUGUUUGCAUUUACAGUCACUGGGAGUGAAAACCACUUUUAGUACUUUUCCUAGUCUCUAUCAUGAACUUUGUAAAUCAGAAUUGGAACAGCUGAAGUCAUGGAUUUUACAUAAACUACCUAAUGAUGAACAGUAAUGCUAUUCAUUCUGAAUAAAAUAGUGUUUCAUGUAUAUUUAAUGUACUUUGUAAUCCAUUUAUUAAGUAAUAAAAUUUGAAUAAAAAUGUCAUGGAUGCAUCUAUAAAUAGCUAUUCAUAAAAUAACUAAAAUAUGUUUUAAAGUCACAUUGUUAGAGUAUAGUGUUAUGUAUACUACUUUUUGCAUAAUGCACUUUUGAUUUAUUCUGUUGUAUGAAUAUACUUUGUUGUGUUAAACAGUUUACC
Molecule: messenger RNA, 1015 nt
Organism: Carcharodon carcharias (great white shark)
Lineage: Eukaryota; Metazoa; Chordata; Chondrichthyes; Lamniformes; Lamnidae
Gene: lyplal1
Product: lysophospholipase like 1
Exons: 5
Coding region: 77-769 (230 amino acids)
Biological process (GO): protein depalmitoylation
Cellular component (GO): cytoplasm
Molecular function (GO): palmitoyl-(protein) hydrolase activity; carboxylic ester hydrolase activity
Source: RefSeq, a predicted model, not a curated record